CCGUGGCCGGCGCGGCCGCGUCAUGGCGGAGGCGGCUCUGGACGCCGUGCGGAGGGAGUUACGAGGGUUCCCGGCCGCCGCGAGGGAGCUCAGCGUGCCCCAGACGGUGCCCUACCUGGAUGAGCCCCCGACGCCCCUUCAGUUCUACCGGGACUGGGUGUGCCCCAACCGGCCGUGCAUCAUCCGCGGCGCUCUGCGGCACUGGCCGGCCCUGCAGAAGUGGUCGCUCCCCUACCUCAGAGCCACGGUGGGCUCCACGGAGGUGAGCGUGGCCGUGACCCCGGAUGGCUACGCAGACGCCGUGCGCGGGGACCGCUUCGUGAUGCCGGCGGAGCGCCGCCUGCCCCUGAGCCGCGUGCUGGACGUGCUGGAGGGCCGCGCCCGGCACCCGGGCGUCCUCUACGUGCAGAAGCAGUGCUCCAACCUGCCGGCCGAGCUGCCCCAGCUGCUGCCCGACCUGCAGCCGCACGUGCCCUGGGCCUCCGAAGCGCUGGGAAAAAUGCCCGAUGCCGUGAACUUCUGGUUGGGGGAGGCGGCUGCUGUGACCUCCCUGCACAAGGACCACUACGAGAACCUCUACUGUGUGGUGUCGGGAGAGAAACAUUUCCUCUUACAUCCCCCCAGCGACCGGCCCUUCAUCCCCUACGAGCUGUACCCACCGGCCACCUACCAGCUAACUGACGACGGGAGCUUUCAGGUGGUGGAGGAAGCAGGCGCUGAGAAGGUGCCCUGGAUUCCUCUGGAUCCCUUGGCUCCAGACUUGGCCCGGUAUCCCAGUUACAGCCAGGCGCAGGCCCUCCGCUGCACCGUGCGGGCCGGGGAGAUGCUCUACCUGCCGGCACUGUGGUUUCACCACGUGCAACAGUCCCACGGCUGCAUUGCCGUGAACUUCUGGUAUGACAUGGAGUACGACCUCAGGUACAGCUACUUCCAGCUGCUGGACUCCCUCACCAAGGCAGCGGGCCUGGAGCAGACGGCCUGGUGAGGGGUGUGGGGCCGCUCCCGGCAAGAGGCCUGGAAUCCGCAGUUCAGCUGCCCGACCUGGGAUGGGCCUUGGAGGACUCUGGGAGGCGUCUGGAGGCUCGGAGGUGCCAGGCUGGUCUAGGCGUGGGCUCCCAGGAAGUUGCUACAUGGGCGUGGCAGCAGCUGGUCCUGGCGGACUGGGGCUUGGUGUGCAGCCCCGCCUCUCCCCGGUGGGUGCCAGGCGCUUGUGGCCAUCCAGAGGGA
Sorex fumeus (smoky shrew) is the source of this 1227-nucleotide messenger RNA. It is a transcript of the gene JMJD7, whose product is annotated as jumonji domain containing 7. Gene Ontology annotation, molecular function: 2-oxoglutarate-dependent dioxygenase activity. The record is from RefSeq and is a predicted model, not a curated record. The coding region runs from base 23 to 985 and encodes 320 amino acids. The transcript is spliced from 8 exons. NCBI's taxonomy places the organism in Eukaryota, Metazoa, Chordata, Mammalia, Eulipotyphla, Soricidae.